UUUUUGGUUACUGCUUCCUUGUGUAUAGGCUACAAGUACAUUGAAAUGAUGUUCUUUGCAAGUCGUUAAAACAAGACCUAAAACAAUAUGUCUUUUCAAUUUCACUUUCAACCGAAACGGGCCGUAGAAGGACGUCUUUUUAUAGGUGUCUUUUCAACGACAUGAAAAAAUACAUAUUUUCAUCUUUCACUUUCAACCAAAACCGAAGGUAUAUUAGCCAUCGGGCAUAGUCGUCUUUUCAACGUCUUUUUAACAACCGUUUGAUGGGUGGGAUACCGGAGACGCGUUGGCUGGGAAUUUUGGGAAGGAGGUGUGCGUCCCUUCUCAGAGCCGCAAGGCUAUGUCACAAUGGGACGUCGGACUAUCCGGCAUCAGCGUAUGUGGACUAUGACAUAGCUUUAGGUCCUUGGGACCACUAGCUGUAAUGGCUCUCUACCGCUUUAAAAAGUCAUCCCUCUCUAGACCGCUCUAGUUGAGAGAGUGGCGCCCCUCCCUACUCUUCCGCACUGUUUUUUUCAAGACGAUUCUAUAUUGAAAAGUAGAUCCAUCUAAAUCGAUUUUACCGGGAGAAAGCCAGAUUUCGUGGAGGGAUUUUCCUAUUGGCAAUAGACGAUAGGCCUGCAGGCAGCUGCAGUAAGCCACCAUGUCCAUGGCCCAGCAGCAGAACCAGGUGAUCCUCCAGUUCCGCUUCGGAACCUUCGGAGACUCCAUGCUGCAGAAGAUGAACCUGCUCCGCCACCAGACCAGAUUCUGUGACGUAACUGUGCGCAUCAAUGACCUGGAGGUCCCAGGUCACAAGGUGGUGUUGGCAGCCGGUUCUCCCUUCCUCCGGGACCAGUUCUUUCUGCAGGACUCAUCCACGAGGGAGGUCCAGAUCUCCAUGAUCCAGGAGGCGGAGGUAGGCCAUCAGCUGCUCCUGUCCUGCUACACGGGAACCCUGGAGCUGCCUGAGAUAGAGCUGGUCAACUACCUAACUGUGGCUAGCUUCCUCCAGAUGGGCCAUGUAGUGGAGCAGUGCACCCAGGCUCUCAAGAAGUUCAUCCAGCCGCGACCCUGCCAGGUGAAACAGCAGCCUCGGGAGGAGGAAGAAGAUGGAGAGACUCUCAGAGCCUCUCAUGCCCAGAGAGUACAGGAGCUGCCCCAAGCACAGGUAGUACAUUGUGAGGUGGAGGAGGAUGAUGACGAUGAUGAUGAUGUGACAAUUCAGCUGAUGACACCUCCCCAGAGGCAGAAGCGAGACAGGAGUGAGGGCGAGGAGAGCCCCAUCUCCAUCGUAAAGGUGGAGUCCGUGUGUGAGCGGGUGUCUGAACGCCCCUCUACCUCCACCGCAGUGAGCUUCCCCACCAGCCCCCCAUUGUCGAUACACUCCCCCGAGCCCCAGCACUCCCUCAUCAACUCCACAGUGGACACCCGGGCUAGCGAAAUGACCAUGCCACCCAUGCCAGGAUACCCACUCAGCCCCCUUCCACUACCCACCUCAGCCACAGGGAGACCUAAUCUGGGGGGGCACCUUCGAAACUCAGACAAAUCCCUUCAGUGGUACCACCAGUGCCCAAAGUGUGCCCGUGUGUUCCGCCAGUUAGAGAACUACGCCAACCACCUCAAGAUGCACAAGCUGUUCAUGUGCCUGCUGUGUGGCAAGAUGUUCACCCAGAAGGGUAACUUGCACCGUCACAUGCGGGUCCACGCUGGCAUCAAGCCCUUCCAAUGCAAGAUCUGUGGCAAGACCUUCACUCAGAAAUGCUCUCUCCUGGACCACCUGAACUUACACAGCGGAGACAAGCCCCAUCGCUGUAACUACUGCGACAUGGUGUUUGCACACAAGCCCGUGCUCCGCAAACACCUCAAACAAAUCCAUGGCAAGAACAGCUUUGACAACGCCAACGAGAGGAGCCAACUACACAACGGGAUUCUGGACUUUGAGUAUGGGCGUCUGCAGGACUGUAGCAUGGACAAUAGCAUGGACAAUAAGCCUGUUCUUAUGGGUGACUCUCUGUAGCACUGUAUCGCUUUACAUUUCUGCUGAGUUACAAAUUAAUAGCUGCGUAGUAGUGUUAGCUGAAUUGUAAACCACACUGUAAGGUACUUGAAGGUAUAACACUGAAUACAAAAUUAUGAACUGAAAUGAUUUGUCCUCAUGAGUAUUGUUUUGGCAAAGGAAGUCUAAGGUUGAACCAAAGUGAUGAUAGUGUGUCUGUAGAACAUAAUGUUUUUAUUGUCAAUGAUGCCUCUUUUGGAAAUGGGGUAGACGAUAUACACUACCGUUCAAAAGUUUGGGGUCACUUAGAAAUGUCCUUCUUUUUGAAAGAAAAGCACCUUUUUUGUCCAUUAAAAUAACAUAAAAUUGAUCAGAAAUACAAUGUAGACAUUGUUAAUGUUGUAAAUGACUAUUGUAGCUGGAAUCGGCGGAUAUUUCAUGGAAUAUCUACAGUUGAAGUCGGAAGUUUAAUUACACCUUAGCCAAAUACAUUUAAACUCAGUGUUUCACAAUUCCUGACGUUUAAUCCUAGUAAAAUUCCCUGUCUUAGGUCACUUAGGAUCACCACUUUAUUUUAAGAAUGUGAAAUGUCAGAAUAAUAGUAGAGAAUUAUUUAUUUCAGCUUUUAUUUCUUUCAUCACAUUCCCAGUGGGUCAGAAGUUUACAUACACUCAAUUAGUAUUUGGUAGCAUAGCCUUUAAAUUGUUUAACUUGGGUCAAACAUUUCAGGAAUCCAUCCACAAGCUGCUCACAAUAAGUUGGGUGAAUUUUAGCCCAUUCCUCCUGACAGAGCUGGUGUAACUGAGUCAGGUCUGUAGGCCUCCUUGCUCGCACACACUUUUUCAGUUCUGCGCACAAAUUUUCUAUGGGAUUGAGGUCAGGGCUUUGUGAUGGCCACUCCAAUACCUUGACUUUGUUGUCCUUAAGCCAUUUUGCCACAACUUUGGAAGUAUGAUUGGGGUCAUUGUCCAUUUGGAAGACCCAUUUGCGACCAAGCUUUAACUUCCUGACUGAUGUCUUGAGAUGUUGCUUCAAUAUAUCCACAUAAUUUUCUCUCCUCAUGAUGCCAUCUAUUUUGUGAAGAGCACCAGUCCCUCCUGCAGCAAAGCACCCCCACAACAUGAUGAUACCAACCUGUGCUUCACGGUUGGGAUGGUGUUCUUCGGAUUGCAAUCCUCCCCCUUUUUCCUCCAAACAUAACAAUGGUCAUUAUGGCCAAACAGUUCUAUUUUUGUUUCAUCAGACCAGAGUACAUUUCUCCAAAAAGUACAAUCUUUGUCCCCAUGUGCAGUUGCAAACCGUAGGCUGGAUGGUGGUUUUGGAGCAGUGGCUUCUUCCAUGCUGAACAGCCUUUCAAGUUAUGUUGAUAUAGGACUCAUUUUAAUGUGGACAUAGAUACCUUUGUACCUGUUUCCUCCAGCAUCUUCACAAGGUCCUUUGCUGUUGUUCUGGGAUUGAUUUGCACUUUUCACACCAAAGUACGUUCAUCUCUAGGAGACAGAACGUGUCUCCUUCCUGAGCGGUAUGACGGCUGUGAGGUACCAUGGUAUUUAUACUUGAAUACUAAUUGUUUGUACAGAUGAACGUGGUACGUUCAGGCGUUUGGAAAUUGCUCCCAAGGAUGAACCAGACUUGUGGAGGUCUUGGCUGAUUUCCCCAUGAUGUCAAGCAAAGAGGCACUGAGUUUGAAGGUAGAACCUGAAAUACAUCCACAGGUUCACCUCCAAUUGACUCAAAUGAUGUCAAUUAGCCUAUCAGAAGCUUUUAAAGCCAUGACAAUUUUCUGGAAUUUUCCAAGCUGUUUAAAGGCACAGUCAACUUAGUGUAUGUAAACUUCUGACCCACUGGAAUUGUGAUAGUGACUAAUUGAAAUAAUCUGUCCAUCACUCCUGUGUUCCAAUGGCACGUUGUGUUAUCUAAUCCAAAUUUAUAAUUUUAAAAGGCUAAUUGAUCAUUAGAAACCCUUUUGCAAUUAUGUUUGCACAGCCAAAAACUGUUGUCCUGCUUAAGGAAGCAAUAAAACUGUCCUUUAGACUAGUUGAGUACCUGGAGCAUCAGCAUUUGUGGGUUCGAUUACAGGCUCAAAAUGGCCAGAAACAAAGGACUUUCUUUUUUUUGACACCAUCUGUCAAGCAUGGUGGAGGCAAUUUGAUGGUCUGGUGGUGCUUUGGUGGUGGUAAUGUGGGAGAUUUGUACAGGGUAAAAGCAAUCUUGAAGGCCAUCACUCCAUUUUGCAACAUCAUGCCAUACCCUGUGGAUGGAGCUUAAUUGGAGCCCAUUUCCUCCUACAACAGGACAAUGACCCAAAGCACAGCUCCAAACUAUGCAAUAACUAUUUAGGGAAGAAGCAGUCAGCUAGUAUUCUGUCUAUAAUGGAAUGGCCAGCACAGUCACCGGAUCUCAACCCUAUUGAGCUUUUGUGGGAGCAGCUUGACCGUAUGGUACGUAAGAAGUGCCAAUCAAGCCAAUCCAAUCCGAAAUCUCUUCAGAUUAACUCAACAAAUUGACAACUAGAUUGCCAAAUGUCUGCAAGGCUGUAAUUGCUGCAAAUAGAGGAUUCUUUGACAAAAGCAAAGUUUGAGGACACUAUUUCAAUUAAAAAUCAUUAUUUAUAACCUUGUCAACGUCUUGACUAUAUUUCCUAUUCAUUUUGCAACUCAUUUCAAUAAUGUUUAUGGAAAACAAGGGCAUUUCUAAGUGACCCCAAACUUUUGAAUGGCAGUGUAUGCUUGAAUAUUGUAUAAAGGACAAGACAUGUGGAUGAGGAUAAGGAGUAUGUUGUGGUUCUACUGUGACACACAGUAUCACAGGAUCAGAUUCCCAACAGGAAAACAAUAAAAGUCACACUUAUCUUUAAAGAGAAUCAACGGGAUCUUAAGCACUUACAAAUGUGUAAUGUAUAUUGUACGAAUUAGAAUUCAUAACAUAUCGUAUGAAUUGCAGGAGGUAACAUAUCAUACCGAAUGGGUGACGUUGAACACAAUUUUCAGGGACCCGUUUUGGCUCAUGAGCACUACUUUCAACACUACUGGCUGAAAGUAUACCAAACCUUUAUAACGCAUUUUAAGUGACACUAAAAGCUGAUCUAUUUGCUAUGUUUUUACAUUGGUAGGUACAGGAUAAUUACAGUGUGUGCACACAUUAGUACUUAGUGUGGCCUGUUUGGGCCAACUGUCAAUUUGCUAGUCUAAUUGAUAGCCUAUAAAGUCCAAACAGGAAUAGUUGUAAAUACUAUGUAACAAUGUGUAUCUAUACUGUUGUUACGAAUCCCUUUGGCCCGACAGUCUAAGGGGGAUGGUAAUGGAACCCGUAAUAUAACUCAUGCAAAGUGUAACAGUGACAAAGUAACGGUGAGAACGAAAUAACUACAGACAACUUAAUUACCGUCAAACACUCAAGGUUUAUUUCUAAACACACGGUAAAGGGGGGCAGGAAAAGGGGCUGAGCUGGACCCAAGGAAAGAAAUAAUAAGUAUCCAAAAAUACCACUAAGUUAGACUAGCCUACUUCACCAACAGCUAACUAACUAACCAAAAAUACAGUGGGUGGUCCGCCCAGGUCUAACUAGUGUAUUUAACAACGUUUACCUACAGGUAGUGUAUGCCCAAGGGCGACUUGUCUGGUUACCCCCUUUUCCCACCAUCAAACAAACACUCAAACACCAUAACCAAAACUCACAGGUGGGGACAAAGUGACAUGUAGUUGCAAACCAAACAAGAGAUCUACAGACAGAUGGCAUUGACAGAGAGAUUGAGCUCUUGAGAAAACAACUGACAGGGGUUUUAAACCAAGGGAAAUGAACUGUGAUUGGGUAGGAGAAAAGGAGCAGGUGUCUUCUGAUUAGCGACUGAUUGAUGACUGAUUGGGGAAUGAUGAUUGUCACCUGUGAGUAGGGGAGAAGGAGAGAACAGAAAUACACACAGAAUACUUGUAUCCGUAACAACUGUAAUAACACUGUACCUGCCAAUGUCACCACCAUGUAAAUACUGGUAAAUGUUUUUCAGCACAAUGGAACAAAUCAAGUCAGCCUGAAACCUCAAAAGCAUAAGCUCGCUUUCUACAGUAGAUGGAGCCAUUGUAUACCAUGUCAUCGUACAGCAUGAUGAGUUGUCAUUUAAACCCUCUGAGCUCUAGCUGGCCAUUGUUGUGGGUGUAUCACUGGGGUUACAGUACUGUCAUUCAAGAUUGGAACAUGAUUUAGACCACUCCCAAUGCCACAGCACCAUGGUGGUUAUUAUAAUGUAGUAAAUGAAUGGACUCAUAAUAUUGACACUAUUAUUUUUCUCUGCUCCAUUUAGAUAGCAAUAUCCCUAUUGUACUUCAUACCAUGCAUUAUGAAUAGAUGUAUUCACUGUGUAACACUUAUCUCUGUUUUAUUGACAUAGAUCUGAGAUUAAGGGGCCACAUCAGUUGAUUGAUUACUUGACCAGUGAUUACAAAUAACCUACAGGCUUCCAGCCGCCCAUCUUAUUAUGCCAUAUUGAUGUGAUUUCUGAGACAUUAAACACAUCACCAGUCAUGGCAAAGAUGUACAAUUCUGA
Salvelinus fontinalis (brook trout) is the source of this 6518-nucleotide messenger RNA. Its product is annotated as zinc finger and BTB domain-containing protein 26-like. The transcript has 3 exons. Bases 644 to 1999 code for a protein of 451 amino acids. The record is from RefSeq and is a predicted model, not a curated record. Gene Ontology annotation, molecular function: protein binding; DNA-binding transcription factor activity, RNA polymerase II-specific; RNA polymerase II cis-regulatory region sequence-specific DNA binding. Gene Ontology annotation, biological process: regulation of transcription by RNA polymerase II. NCBI's taxonomy places the organism in Eukaryota, Metazoa, Chordata, Actinopteri, Salmoniformes, Salmonidae.